Cylicostephanus goldi is the source of this 222-nucleotide messenger RNA. NCBI's taxonomy places the organism in Eukaryota, Metazoa, Nematoda, Chromadorea, Rhabditida, Strongylidae. The record is from the annotation of a GenBank genome assembly.
UAUGCCCAUCAACUUUCUGUUGGAUUGAGUCAAACCACGACAAAUAUGCUGGCUACCCUACUACAGGUGCAUCCACGACUCUUGUCGAACCCAGGUACGCCAACCCCAUGUGCUGUCCAAGAACCGUUCCAGCCGUCGCCAUCCGUUGCCCCACAAAUGACUCCGCUAUAUCCUGUACAGAUGAAUUAUAUUCAUGAGCAUCAUGCCAUGUAUCAAUAUUGA